UAGUACUUUUAAUUUUCUUCUCCACAUAGUGUACUUUUAAUUUUCUUCUCCACAUAGUUCUUUUUCCACAACAAAUUUUCUAACCAAAAUAAAGUGCACAACUAAAUUUAACUGUGUGAGUUCACGUGUAAUAACCAAAAAAAUCUCCUUCCAUUUUAUGCUUAAGCUGUCUUAGUUUAUUUUUCUUGUGGAGGAAAAUAAACUCAUGAACUUGAAUGGUUCAAGAACAAACCACUAUAUAUAGAGACUUUCUCCAAAGCAGAGGAAUUCAUCAAAUUCACUUUCCAAAUACAUCAUUCAGUUUCUUCUAUAGGUGCCCAUUUGCAGCAAUGGGGUUCUUGAAAAUCCUUCUUAUUUUCAUCUUUUGUUCUUUUCCAUGGCCUAGUAUUCAGAGUGAUAUUGAGACUUAUAUAGUCCAUGUUGAAUCCCCACAAAGCCAAAUUUCUACUCAAUCAUCAUCUAUGGAUUUAGAGAGCUAUUAUCUUUCUUUUUUGCCUAAAACUACAACAAUUAGCUCAAGUGGAAAUGAAGAGCCUGCUAGCAUGAUCUAUUCCUAUCACAAUGUGAUGAAAGGCUUUGCAGCAAGACUAACUUCAUCACAAGUGAAGGAAAUGGAGAAGAAACCGGGCUUUGUUUCUGCACAGCCUCAGAGGAUAUUGUCCUUGCACACUACUCAUACACCAAGCUUUCUUGGUUUGCAACAGAACAUGGGCUUGUGGAUGGAUUCCAAUUAUGGAAAAGGCGUGAUCAUCGGAGUUAUAGACAGUGGAAUUUUUCCUGACCAUCCUUCGUUUAGCGACGUUGGGAUGCCCCCUCCGCCUGCUAAGUGGAAGGGAGUGUGUGAGUCCAGUUUCACGAACAAGUGCAACAAGAAGCUCAUUGGAGCAAGGUCUUACCAACUUGGCAAUGGUUCCCCGAUAGACGAUAAUGGACAUGGUACUCACACAGCGAGCACAGCUGCAGGAGCCUUUGUGAAAGGUGCUAAUGUAUUUGGGAAUGCUAAUGGCACUGCAGUUGGUGUUGCCCCUCUUGCCCACAUAGCCAUAUAUAAGUCAUGCAAUUCUAACGGUAGUUGUUCUAGCAGUGAGAUUUUAGCUGCCAUGGAUGCAGCUAUAGAUGAUGGUGUAGAUAUUCUUUCAAUAUCCCUUGGUGGAGUUGCGAAACCUUUCUAUGAUGACGAAAUUGCUCUUGGGGCGUACAGUGCAACAAAAAAAGGUAUUCUAGUAAGUUGCGCUACAGGCAAUGGAGGUCCUUUCUUUGGCUCAGUAAGUAAUGCAGCCCCGUGGAUUCUCACAGUAGGCGCCAGCACGCUUGAUAGAAAGCUAAAAGCUACGGUCAAGCUUGGAAAUAGAGAGGAAUUUGAAGGAGAAACUGCUUAUCAUCCAAAGAUCUCCAACGCAACAUUCUUCACUCUAUUUGAUGCUGGAAAAAAUGCAAGUGAUGAAUUUGAAACCCCUUAUUGUAAGCAAGGGUCACUAACUGACCCUACUAUAAGAGGAAAGAUAGUCAUAUGUUUGAGCGGCGGUAGGGUUCCAAGGGUUGAUAAAGGUAAAGCCGUGAAGGAUGUUGGAGGUGUUGGCAUGAUUAUCAUCAACCAUCCACUCUACGGUGUCACUAAAUCAGCCGAUGCUCAUGUUCUUCCAGCAAUUGAUGUUUCAGCUGCAGAUGGAAAAAAAAUUCUUACCUAUAUGAACUCAACAUCAAACCCUGUUGCUACAAUCACGUUCCAAGGAACGAUAAUUGGAGAUAAAAAUGCUCCCGUGGUUGCUUCAUUUUCUUCUCGCGGACCAAGUAAAGCUAGUCCUGGCAUCUUGAAACCUGACAUAAUCGGUCCUGGUGUUAAUAUCCUUGCUGCUUGGCCUACCUCCGUGGAUGACAACAAAAAUACAAAAUCCACAUUCAAUAUAAUAUCAGGCACCUCAAUGUCUUGCCCCCACCUUAGUGGCGUAGCAGCUCUGCUGAAGAGCGCACAUCCUGACUGGUCUCCUGCUGCUAUUAAGUCUGCAAUGAUGACAACUGCGGAUACACUAAACCAUGCCAAUAAUCCAAUAUUAGAUGAAAAGAUCCUUCCUGCUGAUAUCUUUGCAAUUGGUGCUGGACAUGUUAAUCCAUCGAGAGCAAAUGAUCCAGGACUAAUUUAUGAUACUCCAUUUGAGGAUUAUGUACCUUAUUUCUGUGGUUUGAACUACACAAAUCGACAGUUAGGUAACUUGUUGCAACGCAAGGUGAAUUGCUCGGAGGUGAAAAGUAUCCCUGAAGCACAAUUAAACUAUCCUUCUUUUUCCAUAUUCAGACUUGGAUCAACUCCUGAGACAUAUAGCAGAACUGUGACCAACGUUGGUGACGCUACAUCAUCUUACAAGGUGGAGAUUGUUUUACCAAAAGAAGUUGUCGUGAAAGUUGAUCCCUCUGAGCUAAAUUUCUCUGAGUUGAAGCAGAAGUUAACAUACCAAGUGACAUUUUCCAAGGCAACCAAUAGCUCAAACAUUGCAGUUGAGGGAUUCUUGAAGUGGACUUCUAAUAGGCACUCUGUGAGAAGUCCAAUUGCAGUUGUGUUUGCCGAGUGAAACUACAAGACUAGCCAUUCUAAUGUUAAUGCUUUCGGGAUCGAAUGCACGAGUGCCUAUAGUACUCAUACAUUUGAUUAUAGUGAAAUGUUGUUUCUUUUCAGUAUGCUAGUUUUGGAUACGUGUGUUGUACGUAUAUCCCAUGUUAUUCGGUGCAAAUUUUAAAAUCACAUAAUAGUCAAUAAAAUAAUAUUUUAAGGUUAAA
Molecule: messenger RNA, 2772 nt
Organism: Lycium barbarum (goji berry)
Lineage: Eukaryota; Viridiplantae; Streptophyta; Magnoliopsida; Solanales; Solanaceae
Product: subtilisin-like protease
Exons: 1
Coding region: 216-2567 (783 amino acids)
Biological process (GO): proteolysis
Molecular function (GO): serine-type endopeptidase activity
Source: RefSeq, a predicted model, not a curated record